This is a messenger RNA of Suillus fuscotomentosus, 960 nucleotides long. Its product is annotated as kinase-like domain-containing protein. Lineage: Eukaryota; Fungi; Basidiomycota; Agaricomycetes; Boletales; Suillaceae. The transcript is spliced from 6 exons. The record is from RefSeq and is a predicted model, not a curated record. Gene Ontology annotation, molecular function: ATP binding; protein serine/threonine kinase activity. The coding region runs from base 1 to 960 and encodes 319 amino acids. Gene Ontology annotation, biological process: endocytosis; signal transduction; peptidyl-serine phosphorylation. Gene Ontology annotation, cellular component: cytoplasm; nucleus.
AUGGCUGGGAACAAGGAUGAGCGUUUGGAGACUGGACUAUUCAGGUUGGAGGACAAGCUAGGAUCAGGCUCAUAUACUGUUGUACACCAUGUUCACAACAUUAUCAAUGGUCAAGAGGUUGCUAUCAAAUUAGAAUUAUGUAGCACCAGUACUGGUCACAUCUCCUCUGUCGAACAUGAGUAUAAUGUCUUGAAGCGACUUGAAGGUGCAGCUGGAGAGGCACCAUAUUAUGCAUUGGUGAUCAACAACCUGGGGCCAUCACUAUACAACAUCUUUCUCUCAUGUGGUAAUAAAUUCAGUCUCUGCAGUUUCAUCAUCUUAGGGGAGCAAUUAGUCUCUCAUCUGGAGUGUCUGCAUUCACGCAACUAUAUGCAUUGCGAUAUCAAGCCCCAAAAUGUGCUGGUAGGAACUAUUCAUAUCCCACAUCGUGACAAUUGCCCUCUUGUUGGUACACCUGCGUUUACUUCCAUCAAUGCCCACCUAGGAGUUGAAGGAGGGCGCUGUGAUGACAUUGAAUCCCUUGCAUAUAUGCUCAUCUAUUUCUUGCGUGGGUCUCUUCCAUUGUUGAGUGAUACUCACAUUUCAGAGGCCACCAUACUCAAGUGGAAGCAGGAAUUUCCAGUUGAAUCUUUGUGUCAUGGUCUACAUUGUGAAUUCGCAACCAUCCUCCUCUAUGCGUGUGCCCUCAACUUUUCACAAAAGCCGGACUACGACUACAUCCGUUUACUGCUUUGUGGUGUCUAUGCAAAGCACGCAAUACCAAAUGAUGGAUUGCUUGAUUUUAGCAAGUCUAUGAUCCAAGUCUACAACCCAUCAUCACAUUCACGCCCUCUUACCAUUGUAGAGAACAUGCAUGAGGCGCCAGUGGUCUGCAACCUACGUUCUGCACGUAAAUUAAAGGCAACAUCAAAAGACUCUAAACAUAGCAACAUGACCAUCAUGACACCACAGAGGGAGUAA